AUGUCCUUUACCUCUCUGGGCUCGGGAUUCAUUCGUGUACAAGUUCCUUUGCUUAUCCUUCGUGCCUUGACGGGCAUCGGUGCAGCACUCAACAUCCCGUCUGCAAUGCACAUUAUCGUACAUAUGUACCCUGAGCCAAAGGUACAGUCCCGGGCGAUCGCAGCAUUUGCUGGUUCUGCCGCGGUUGGGAACGUGAUAGGACUCAUCAUCGGUGCCGCCCUUGUGACGUAUAUCUCAUGGCCAUGGGUGUUCUACUUCAUGGCGAUUGUGUGUUUCGCUAUGGCGGCAAUGGUUACUAUCUUACUCCCGUCUUGGCGAAAUCCAUAUACAGAGGGCGAAUCAUCAUACAGAAAACUAGGGCGCCUGGAUCCAAUCGGGGUGACAUCAGUGACAGGGUCCAUUGAGGGGUGGCGAAAUGCCCGUACAAUUGCGCCGAUCAUCAUAUCUGGCGCCCUCAUCGCAUUCUUCUUCCUUUGGGAGCCUCGUCUUCCAGAGAAUGCUGCCGCGGUGCCGCCAAAGAUGUGGAAGUACGAGAACUUCACCCUCCUCAUGAUCAUUAGCCUGCAACCCUUCAUGUGGUGGGCGUCCGUCCAACUCACGUUCUCGUUAUACUAUCAAGACGUCCUCCAGUGGUCGACUAUCAUUACUGCCAUACACUUCCUUCCACUUGGGAUCAUCGCAUUCGUGGCAAUGGCCUUGUCUACCGUCCUCAGAGAUAAAUUCCCGUUGAAAUGGAUCAUUAUCGGAGGGGAGCUACUGGCCAUUGCCGGCACAAUUCUUCUGCCAUUCGCAGAAACAAAGGAGGAUUACUGGCGAUUCGCAUUCCCUGGGUUUAUCCUAGGCACCGCCGGAAUGGCGCUUGUGUUUGCCACAAAUAAGUGCGUAAGGAUGUGUAUCUGGUUCGGCUUUCGCGCGGCAGCUAACGUGCUUUCCACAUCCGCGUUCCAUAAUAGCAUAGCCCUCUUUGCCGUUACCCCACCGGAAGUCGCAGCUAUGGUGGGCGCGAUGUUCUCAUCCGCACUUCAGCUGGGUAGCGCCGCCGGCACCGCUAUCGUUACCUCAAUCCAAUCUACCGUCACGCAAUCCCACGGCGGAGAACGCGGUUGGUCUGGCAGAGCAGCGGGGCUCUGGUUCCUCCUCGCAGUUGCCGUCGCAGAGACGUUGGGAGUAAUUGUGUUCAUGCGCCGGCUUGAACCUCCGUCGGCCGCGAAACCUCAGUCCACGAACCAGCUUUCCGAUGACGCACUGGACGUCAAGGGAGUGUCUAACGAUUCAGAGAAACCAGGUGCUGCGAGCUGCUGA
This is a messenger RNA of Postia placenta MAD-698-R-SB12, 1302 nucleotides long. RefSeq lists its product as hypothetical. The record is from RefSeq and is a predicted model, not a curated record. NCBI's taxonomy places the organism in Eukaryota, Fungi, Basidiomycota, Agaricomycetes, Polyporales, Adustoporiaceae. Gene Ontology annotation, biological process: transmembrane transport. The coding region runs from base 1 to 1302 and encodes 433 amino acids. The transcript is spliced from 6 exons. Gene Ontology annotation, cellular component: membrane. Gene Ontology annotation, molecular function: transmembrane transporter activity.